GUUCUCUCUCUUUCUCACAGUGCAAAUGCUAAUAAGAACUACGAAGCCUUAGUUCUUUUAUAUAUAUAUAGGAGAAGGCAGAGGAGAGAAAGUGCGCCUCAUCACUUUUUCUGGUUUCUUGGGAUACAGAAUUCUCAUUCAAUGGCCCUUUAAAUCUCCAGGGCUAGCCCCUCGAUCGAUUCUACCCAUUAUUUUUGCUUUUGAUCUUCUUCUGCGGCUGUUUUUCUUGCUGGGCUUCACUCAAACAUGGCGUCUGACAAGGGUAUCGAUCUUGAGCAGAUCAAGAACGAGACCGUUGAUCUGGAAAAAAUUCCCAUUGAAGAAGUGUUCGAGCAGCUGAAAUGCUCAAGAGAAGGUUUAUCUGGAGCGGAAGGAGAAAACCGGCUCCUGAUCUUUGGACCCAACAAACUAGAAGAAAAAAAGGAAAGCAAAUUUCUCAAGUUUCUGGGAUUCAUGUGGAAUCCCCUUUCAUGGGUCAUGGAAGCUGCUGCUAUUAUGGCAAUUGCAUUGGCAAAUGGUGAUGGAAAGCCCCCAGAUUGGCAAGACUUUGUCGGUAUCUUUGCCUUGCUGGUCAUCAACUCUACCAUCAGUUUUAUUGAGGAGAACAAUGCUGGGAAUGCUGCUGCAGCUCUCAUGGCUGGUCUUGCUCCUAAAACUAAGGUGCUUAGGGAUGGUAAAUGGACCGAGCAAGAAGCUGCAAUUCUGGUUCCAGGUGACAUCAUUACCGUCAAAUUGGGAGACAUCAUCCCUGCUGAUGCCCGUCUUCUUGAAGGUGAUCCUUUGAAGGUUGAUCAGUCCGCCCUUACCGGAGAGUCACUUCCGGUGACUAAAAGUCCAGGGGAUGAAAUUUUCUCUGGCUCAACUUGUAAGCAAGGAGAAAUUGAAGCUGUGGUUAUAGCUACGGGUGUUCAUACUUUCUUUGGGAAGGCGGCACAUCUUGUGGAUAGCACCAACCAGGUUGGACACUUCCAGAAGGUGCUCACUGCAAUUGGGAACUUCUGUAUUUGCUCCAUUGCCAUUGGAAUGUUGAUUGAGAUCAUAGUCAUGUACCCUAUUCAGCACCGAAAGUACAGGGAUGGAAUUGACAAUCUUUUGGUUCUCUUGAUUGGAGGCAUCCCCAUUGCCAUGCCCACCGUCUUGUCAGUGACAAUGGCUAUUGGGUCUCACAAGCUGUCUCAGCAGGGUGCCAUCACCAAGCGAAUGACUGCAAUUGAAGAGAUGGCUGGCAUGGAUGUGCUUUGCAGUGACAAGACAGGGACACUAACCCUCAACAAGCUUAGUGUUGACAGAAACUUGGUUGAGGUGUUUGCUAAGGGUGUUGAUAAGGAACAUGUGAUUUUGCUUGCUGCAAGGGCUUCUAGGACUGAAAACCAGGAUGCCAUUGAUGCUGCCAUUGUUGGAAUGCUUGCUGACCCUAAAGAGGCUCGGGCUGGUGUUAGAGAGAUUCACUUCUUACCAUUCAAUCCUGUGGACAAGAGAACUGCUUUGACUUACAUUGAUGGUGAUGGAAACUGGCACCGAGCAAGCAAAGGUGCCCCUGAGCAGAUCUUGACCCUUUGCAACUGCAAGGAGGAUAUUAAGAGGAAGGCUUUUGCUGUUAUUGAUAAGUUUGCUGAACGCGGACUUAGAUCGUUGGCUGUUGCUAGACAGGUAGUGCCAGAAAAAGCCAAGGAAAGUCCUGGCAGUGCAUGGCAAUUUGUUGGUUUGUUGCCCCUCUUUGAUCCUCCAAGACAUGACAGUGCAGAAACCAUCCGAAGGGCUCUCAAUCUUGGUGUUAAUGUCAAGAUGAUUACUGGUGAUCAACUUGCCAUAGCAAAAGAAACCGGUCGAAGACUGGGAAUGGGAACAAACAUGUACCCAUCUGCUUCUUUACUUGGUCAACACAAGGAUGAAAGCAUUGCUGGCCUUCCCAUUGAAGAGUUGAUUGAAAAGGCAGAUGGGUUUGCUGGAGUAUUUCCAGAGCACAAGUAUGAAAUUGUGAAAAAGUUGCAAGAGAGUAAGCACAUCUGUGGAAUGACUGGAGAUGGUGUCAAUGAUGCCCCUGCUUUGAAGAAGGCUGAUAUUGGAAUUGCUGUUGCUGAUGCUACUGAUGCUGCAAGAGGUGCUUCUGACAUUGUUCUCACAGAACCUGGGUUGAGUGUUAUUAUCAGUGCAGUGCUGACUAGCAGAGCUAUAUUCCAAAGAAUGAAGAACUACACUAUUUAUGCAGUCUCCAUCACCAUUCGUAUAGUGUUUGGUUUCAUGCUUAUUGCUCUGAUAUGGAAAUUUGAUUUCUCUCCCUUCAUGGUUCUGAUCAUUGCCAUUCUAAAUGAUGGAACAAUUAUGACAAUCUCAAAGGACAGAGUGAAGCCCUCUCCUCUACCUGAUAGCUGGAAACUGAAAGAGAUAUUUGCUACAGGGGUUAUUCUUGGAGGAUACUUGGCAUUGAUGACUGUCAUAUUCUUCUGGUUAAUGAAGGAAACUGACUUCUUCCCUGACAAAUUUGGUGUCAGACACAUCAAGGAUAGCCCCAAAGAAAUGAUGGCUGCUUUAUACUUGCAAGUGAGUAUUGUGAGCCAGGCUCUGAUAUUUGUGACUCGAUCUCGCAGCUGGUCCUUCGUCGAACGCCCUGGACUGCUACUACUCACCGCUUUCGCAAUUGCACAACUGAUUGCAACUGUCAUUGCUGUAUACGCCAACUGGGGCUUUGCCAAGAUACACGGAAUGGGUUGGGGAUGGGCUGGAGUCAUCUGGCUUUACAGCAUUGUCUUCUACAUUCCACUUGACAUAAUCAAAUUUGCCAUCCGCUACAUCUUAAGCGGGAAGGCUUGGCUGAACUUGCUAGACAACAAGACUGCCUUUACCACCAAGAAAGACUAUGGCAGGGGAGAGAGAGAGGCUCAAUGGGCUCUUGCUCAGAGAACCCUCCAUGGGCUUCAACCACCAGAAACUACUACUCUCUUCCCUGAAAAGAGCAGCUACAGAGAGCUGUCUGAGAUUGCAGAACAAGCCAAGAGGCGAGCUGAGGUUGCAAGGCUUCGAGAGCUUCACACGCUCAAAGGGCACGUCGAGUCGGUGGUGAAGCUGAAAGGGCUGGACAUUGAGACAAUCCAGCAGCAUUACACAGUGUGAAGAAGCAGAAGCAAGAGUUAUCAGAGGGGGAGAAGGGCAGCAUGCAGUUUGAUGCCCUCCCUGCACAAACCAAGGAGAGAAAAAAGAAGGCCUAACUAGUUAAACCUUUCUAGAUAGGAUGACAUGUUUGUGCUAAAAACUCUCCUCUUUUUACUUUUUCCGUACGUAUUUUGAGUGCCGAAGAAAGGGUUGUCUUUGGUUUCUUCCUGCUCUGGUGUAGGAGCGGUGUAGUUACUUUUUUUCACACAGCUUUUCUAGCUUUAAGUUGUGCUCCUUUUUCCUUCCUUCUGAUGAGCCUUGGUGCUGCUAUGUUAAUCUUUUAAAUGCUUUCCAUGUUGUAUGCCGUCAUCAAAUGGCAAUGACCAAAUGUAAACAUAUAUAAUAUCUGAGAUGGACCUGGGAGAAUAAGAGUGCAUGGAACUUUUACGGCCAUGUUCAAAUUCUGGAUU
Messenger RNA from Corylus avellana, 3560 nucleotides. Lineage: Eukaryota; Viridiplantae; Streptophyta; Magnoliopsida; Fagales; Betulaceae. The record is from RefSeq and is a predicted model, not a curated record.